AUGACAGACGACGAAAACUCCGACUCGCAACGUCGCUCACGGACAAGUGCGGCAGAGGGCACCAAAGGAGCUGCGACGGAGAAGCAACUUCAGCCCUCGUCAUCCAGUUCUUCCGCCGCCGCCGUUACCGCAUUGUCGACGCCCGGCGCAGAGACGACCGCGACCGGCGGGAAGACAGCGGCAGCCUCUCGCAAAACACCGGCGCCGCACGACAAGGAAAUCGUGAUGGAUCAAACUAACCUUUCGAGCGUUGCGGCCGCAUCUUCCCCCCCCUCCCACGCGUCGUCGUCGUCGAGUGCCGAUAAGCAGCAUCUCCGUCGCCUGGCCCUGUACGGCAGCCGCGCUAUGGCGGCCGGUGGGAAGAAAGGGCCUGCCGCAGCGGCAGACCCGCACGGGAGCGCGCACGGCCGCCACGCCCUCACCGCCUUCGGGGCUCGCCGCAGCGGCGAGCUCGCCUCCUACAUCCAGCACGGCGGUGACCUCACCUCUCAAGGGCGGUAUCUAGUCGUUGGCGACGGCUUGAUGGCGCCGUUCAUGGCGCUCUGCCUGCGUGUGCAUGGGCUGGAGUGCGAUCUUGCUCAUCACCCCUCGCAGAAUGACCUCGACCGCGGCACGGUCGUGCUGACGCCGUCCGUCACGCAGCUGAUGGGCGACGUGCUCAACGUCUCCGUGCCGUCUGGCAGCGUUGUUGGGCGCGUGCUCACGUUUGACCACGUUGGCAACGAUAUGUGCGACAUCGACCUCAACGAGUUCCGCGAGAAGGGCGAGAGUCCCACGUUCUUCUGCUGUGACCGGCUCAAGGUGGAGUCGGCGCUGGUUUCGCUGUGCCGCAUCGGCGCGCACAGCUGCACGGUGCUGCCGAAGCCCCAGAUCGACAAGGGUGGCCUCGAGGCCCUCGAGAACGGUGGGGUACGGGUGCGCUUUGCCAGCGGUGUGCAGCAGGACUACCUUGGCGUCAUCUGCACAGCGCGCAACCAGGACCUCGUUCCGGAGCUGACAAUAACAAACGAAGAGCUACAAGCGCGUGCCGAGAACACUGAGAAGUACCGCAGUACGUUCAGCAAGUCCGUGCGGUGGAUGGAGCUGUGUGUACCGCCGCUGCCGGAGCUUGGUAAGUUUGAGAAGCGCUUCACCCCUGGGUCGCAGGAGAUCGUUGAAAUCCUCACGCCGCGCGACGCCAAGAUGACAGUACGGCCGACGAUGAUGGCGACGAAGCUGUUUUACAACGUCACUCUCACCAUCCCUGAUGGCACGGCAGACCCGCGACUGAAGAGCACCAGCACGAAGCUUUUCUGGGACGAUGUGGUCAUGCAUUGGACCUCGGGUGUGCCGGGGUACAUCUCUCAUACGAUGUUUCGGCCGAUGUUCACGCACCUGCAGCAGAACUUCACCAAGUCCAGCGCUCUUGUCUAUCGCACGCCGCUCUUCUUGAUGCCGCACUGGUCAGAGGGUGGUGGCCGCGUGAUCAAAGUUGCCCACGCCGCGCACGGCUCGUGCUUCGACGCGGUGGACGUGUCUGAUGCUCAGGGCUUCACCGACUGCUUCACCCUGGCGCGUACUGUUGCCGGCGGUGAGGACGUCGCGGCCUUUCUGAAGGAGCGGCGACUGCUGGUAAUGGAAGAGAUGGACCACCAUUCCCGCCUUACCUAUUAUGGUCUCAAGGAGCGGGGCCAGAUGGCGUACAUGAUGUCUCGCUUCAACAUGAAGAUCAUGCGCAAGUACAAGAAGAGCUGGCGGUCCAUCCUGCAGAACUACAUUACGCUGAUGCCCAAGGGCAUUCCGCGCUGA
Molecule: messenger RNA, 1788 nt
Organism: Leishmania braziliensis MHOM/BR/75/M2904
Lineage: Eukaryota; Euglenozoa; Kinetoplastea; Trypanosomatida; Trypanosomatidae
Exons: 1
Coding region: 1-1788 (595 amino acids)
Source: RefSeq, a predicted model, not a curated record